AUGACGACGGCCCUGUGCGCCUCGCCUGCUGCACGCAUGAGGAGGGGCGGCGACGAACGGCGCGCUGAGGGAGCCGUGACGUGUGGGCGUGCGACGAGGGCCUGUGGGGCGGAGCACACAUUUCUUCCCUCUUGUUUUGUUUUUUAUGCGGUCAGGGCUGGCAGACACCCGCAGCGCCACACACACACAGCCACGCCCUGCCGCCGUGUUUUUUUUUCUUUUUUUGCUGCGCUCACUCCCCCGAUGGAGAGACGCGACUCCCGUCGUGUCUGCGUGCUUCUCUCAGUCCCUCCACACACACGAGUGACUGUGCUCUGCGGGCCGCACUCACGCGCCGAUGAGAGGGCUGAGGGGAGCAGCAACACGCAGAUGACCCAUGAAAUAUAA
Messenger RNA from Trypanosoma cruzi, 387 nucleotides. RefSeq lists its product as uncharacterized. Bases 1 to 387 code for a protein of 128 amino acids. The record is from RefSeq and is a predicted model, not a curated record. Lineage: Eukaryota; Euglenozoa; Kinetoplastea; Trypanosomatida; Trypanosomatidae. The transcript has a single exon.